Messenger RNA from Coccomyxa subellipsoidea C-169, 789 nucleotides. RefSeq names its product ribosome-binding factor A. Gene Ontology annotation, biological process: rRNA processing; ribosome biogenesis. Gene Ontology annotation, molecular function: ribosomal small subunit binding. Lineage: Eukaryota; Viridiplantae; Chlorophyta; Trebouxiophyceae; Coccomyxaceae. The transcript is spliced from 6 exons. The record is from RefSeq and is a predicted model, not a curated record. The coding region runs from base 1 to 789 and encodes 262 amino acids.
AUGGCUGCCGUCUCGGUCAAGAGCAGUACUAGAUGUAGCUCGUCCCAGAAAAGGAGGGUCGCUCGAGUGGCAAAGCAGAUAGAACGGGAAGUGGGCACUCUCCUGCUCACAGACAGGGUGCUCCAGGGAGCAGUGAGCCCAGAGGUGAAGCUGGGGCUGGAUUCUGCUGUGUCAGCCCUUGCCAGUGUGACAGACGUGGAGCUGUCAAACGAUUUGCAAGUGGCAAAGGUGUAUAUCUCCAUCUACAGCGAUCCAGAAGGCAAAGACAUUGCCAUGCGGGGGCUGUCGAGGCUUGAAGGGUAUGUGAGGAAGCACAUAGCGCAGACAGUCAACCUCCGGCUGUGCCCAGAGAUCAGAUUCAUCAGGGACGACUCGAUGCAGAGAGGAGAGGAGGUGCUGGCCCUGCUGGAGCGGAUAAAGAGGCAAGAUGCCGGAGAGAUUGAGCCUCCGGCCAUAGCUAUUGGGGGAUUCAGGGGUGCCAGCGCAGAAAAUGACCUGGAUGAUGAUGAUGAUGACGAGGUUGAAAUUGAGGACGAUCUGGAGGAAGAGGAGGGGUUCUUGGAUGCUCUGGAUGAGGAUGAAGAUGCAGCAUCAGAUGAUGAAGGUGGGGAGGAAGAUGAAGUGGAGGGGUUGCCCUUGAUACCCGACAGAGAUCUGGACUUCAUGCCUGACAUCGAUGGCAGCUUUGCGCCGACUGUGAGGGAGCCCUGGCGGUCUGAGAGGGAGCUGAAGCGAGUGAAGGGGCGCAGCAAAAAGGGCGGCAGGAAAACCAGCUCCAGGAGACGCUAG